Molecule: messenger RNA, 1644 nt
Organism: Bactrocera latifrons
Lineage: Eukaryota; Metazoa; Arthropoda; Insecta; Diptera; Tephritidae
Product: opsin Rh4
Exons: 4
Coding region: 116-1279 (387 amino acids)
Biological process (GO): G protein-coupled receptor signaling pathway; visual perception
Cellular component (GO): membrane
Molecular function (GO): G protein-coupled receptor activity
Source: RefSeq, a predicted model, not a curated record
GUGAAAGUGAUUAUUGACGAACUGAAGAGAAAUUGUAGCCAGGAGCCUCGGUUCAAUCAAUACAAAGUGGAUAGUUUGGGUUUGGGCAGUGAUUGACCAGGACUAAUUUGUUGAUAUGGAUGUGAAUGUGGAUUAUUCAUACAGCUUACCAAAUAUUUUAGGCAAUGUGUCGACAGCGGCAACUUUGCGAGCUGAAGCAAGGUUGUCGUCAGAUGUGCGUCUAAUUGGUUGGAAUGUGCCACCAGAGGAGAUUCGUCAUAUACCGGAUCAUUGGUUGAAGUACCCGGAACCGCCAGCGCAUUACCACUAUUUGCUUGGUACGUUGUACCUCAUUUUCACAACUAUAUCAAUGUGUGGCAAUGGUGUUGUCGUCUAUGUUUUCUCUGCUGCCAAAUCGCUGCGUACACCUUCCAACAUAUUCGUUAUCAAUUUGGCUAUAUGCGAUUUCUUCAUGAUGAUGAAGACACCUGUGUUCAUCUACAAUAGUUUUCAUAGAGGCUUCGAGUUGGGCAAUUUCGGUUGUCAAGUGUAUGGAAUACUUGGCGCCUUUACAGGCAUCGGUGCAUCCACAACGAAUGCGUUGAUCGCUUACGAUCGCUAUAACGUCAUCACGAAGCCAAUGGAGGGCAAAAUGACACAUGGCAAGGCGGUCAUGAUGGUUUUGUCUGUAUACAUCUAUGCUCUACCGUUUGUGAUUGGAUGUGUUACUGAGACCUGGGGUAAAUUUGUACCAGAGGGCUAUUUAACAUCUUGCACUUUUGACUACCUAACAGACAAUUUCGAUACGCGGCUUUUCGUUGGCACCAUAUUCUUCUGCAGUUUUGUGUGCCCGACAUCGAUGAUCGUCUAUUACUACAGUCAAAUAGUUGGUCAUGUCUUUAGUCAUGAAAAAGCUCUACGCGAACAAGCGAAGAAAAUGAAUGUUGAGUCUUUGCGAUCAAAUGUCGACAAGAGUAAGGAAACGGCGGAAAUACGUAUCGCAAAAGCGGCUAUUACCAUUUGUUUCCUCUUCUUCGUGUCGUGGACGCCGUAUGGAGUAAUGUCAUUGAUUGGAGCAUUUGGUGAUAAGAGUCUACUGACACCGGGCGUAACCAUGAUACCAGCCUGUACUUGCAAAAUGGUAGCUUGCGUCGAUCCAUUUGUGUACGCUAUUAGUCAUCCUAGAUACAGAGCGGAAUUACAAAAGCGUUGUCCAUGGUUGGCCAUUAAAGAAAAGUCGACUGAGGCUUCAACGGCGGGUUCGACAACCACUGAACAACAGCAGACGUCAGCAGCGUAAAGUUAGCUUAUAUGUAGGUUGCACUGAUCGCUGACGGUAAUACUGUUGCAUAUAUUAGCUUGUAAGAUGCAUUAGUAACAUUAGGAUUUAAAUUGAUAUGAGUUUUUAUCUGUAUAUUGUACAUGUGUAUGUACCUAAAAAUUACUUAGAUUAGAUAAUUAUUGCGACAAUUUUCGCACACACAUAUUGAUGACUAGGCUCUGGACAAGGACUUGCACUAUCACCUAUAUCCAAACUGAACACACAAGGCUAAGCGAACGGAUACAUGACUUGGUAAAACACAUAUGUACAUACAUAAGUAACUGUGCAACAAUGCGUGGGUGCCAAAGAAGCUGCAUUGUGCCUGAAAAUCACCAAAAAAAAAA